AUGGCGGAUGCGGACGAGAGCUUGGAGGAAGCAUGCGAUGUGACAGUGGGCCUGGCGGAGUGCUACGCGGAGGGGUGCUGGGGCGAAUGCACGUUGCAGAUGGUGAAGCCUUUUGCCACCCUCUGCAUCCUCUGUAUGGCCGCGGAGAGCGGCGCAUAUGUGCUGAAGCCGCUCAACCUGCCGACGAUCACUCUCUUCAUUUUCUUCGGCGUGCUGAUCGGACCCUUUGGCAUGUCUAUGCUCAGUACGGUCGACGUGGGGCGUCUCUCGUGGAUCAAUGAGGUGGCCCUCGGAUUCAUCGGCCUCUCUGCUGGUGGCAAGUUUCACCUGCAGGAGAUCCUCAAGAACCUAAAGCCGGUGCUCAUCAUCCUCUUUUGGCUCACAUUUGUGACCUGGUCGUUCGUCGUGCUCGGCACCCUCUGCUUUGCCACCUACUUCAUGCCCUUUAUGAACGAGCUCACGUCUACGCAGAAAAUCUGCGUCGCCAUCGUCACCGGGUGCCUCGGCGCAGCGCGCUCGCCCUCAUCCGCUAUCGCCAUCAUCGAGGAGCUUCAGGCCAAGGGGCAGUUCACCACCACAUGCCUCGCUGUCACAGUGCUGCUCGAUGUCGUCGUCGUUCUCCUCUUUGCCGUCACCAACCUCGUGUCGCCACGCGGGCUGCCAACCACAGAGGACAGCGCCGUCAAGUCGCACGUCGAGUCUCCUGCCAGGAACGGUAGCGUGGCCACGCCGCCGAUGCAGACGACCGACUCAAAGCAGGGCCUCCCUACUGGCUGGAUCGAGGUGCCGUGCGGCGAAGGCAACGAGGCUUCGCCCACAAAGCAGCUGUUUUACAACAUGAUGACGGGCGAGACGAGCUGGGUGUGCUGUCCACUCCUUGUGCGAGAGGCCGCCGCCAGCGAGCUCCAGCAGCGUGCCGCCCUCGCCGUCCAUUUUUCGUGCUGUGCCCGCCUCGCCCAUGCGCGGCUUUCGCUCGCCCUCGCCUUCGCCCGCAAGCUCCUACGCGCCUAG
Molecule: messenger RNA, 1011 nt
Organism: Emiliania huxleyi CCMP1516
Lineage: Eukaryota; Haptophyta; Isochrysidales; Noelaerhabdaceae
Exons: 5
Coding region: 1-1011 (336 amino acids)
Biological process (GO): proton transmembrane transport
Cellular component (GO): membrane
Molecular function (GO): antiporter activity; protein binding
Source: RefSeq, a predicted model, not a curated record